CGAAUGCUGUCUUGGGAGUACAAAAUGGUAUAAAUCAAAUAUUCUUCAUAGUCAGUGGUAUAUUUACGCAAGACGUCGAAGCUUUCACUUUGCUCCGCAGUUUUCUUCGGGGAGAUGUUGACAGAUACACGAUAAUUGUGCGAAUUAGAUUUGCAAGUUUCCGUGAUCCGGAAAAAAUCGCAAAAACAAAGAAAUGUUGA
Molecule: messenger RNA, 200 nt
Organism: Ambispora leptoticha
Lineage: Eukaryota; Fungi; Glomeromycota; Glomeromycetes; Archaeosporales; Ambisporaceae
Source: the annotation of a GenBank genome assembly